This is a messenger RNA of Capsicum annuum, 1381 nucleotides long. RefSeq lists its product as uncharacterized. NCBI's taxonomy places the organism in Eukaryota, Viridiplantae, Streptophyta, Magnoliopsida, Solanales, Solanaceae. The record is from RefSeq and is a predicted model, not a curated record. The coding region runs from base 332 to 961 and encodes 209 amino acids. Gene Ontology annotation, molecular function: cysteine-type peptidase activity. Gene Ontology annotation, biological process: proteolysis. The transcript is spliced from 4 exons.
AAUCUAAGGCAAGACUUUCUACACGGAAAGCAAGCCUCCUUGUACACAACCAAAAUUUUCUUAAAUAUUCAAUAAAGAUAUUCAGUUUUAUAAUCAGCUAUGGAAAAUCAAAGCCCAGAAUCAUCAAAUCUACAAAAAUAGGUUAAAACAUAGAAACGAUCCCCAAACUGUGAAGAAAUUACGGCAAAAACAUGCUAAGAAGGACAAGAAAAAAGAAACUGGUUCUAAGAAAAGAGGAUCCAACAGUUCUGCAAGUAAAGCUCCCGCCAAGAGAAGAAGAAUUGUCAAAGCAAUUUGCAGAGAUGAGCUUUCUAAGUAUGUGGAUGUCAUCAUGUACCACUUGUGGAAGAAGUAUAAGAACAAGAAUUUUCCAAUCAACAGAUACACUAUAGCAGAUUGCUUUUUCAAAGUGUACAUCGAUAAGGCAUAUGUAAAUUACUAUAAAGCUGACGUUGGUAAGGAUUUUGCAACUCAAGAUGCGUCUGCAAAGACUGAUGAGGUUGCUGAUAUGGAGAUGUCAUUGAUUAACACCAUCAAGGGGUUUAGUCCACGCGCAGGCCAUCCUUGUCAUCUGGUUAAUGAGUUCUUUAUACCCAUUAACUGUGUUAGUGCCUUUCACUGGCUAUUGACAGUCAUUGAUUUAAAGGAUCAAUGCAUUCAUGUGUACGAUUCAAUGACCUCUUCACGAAAAAGAACAAAAACAAGAGUGAUUGAGAAGUUGGCUGUAAUGAUUCUGACUUACCUUCAGUAUAGUGAUUUUUUUAAGCAAAAGGUACCACCUAACUGGACUACAUUGGCAUCCUACAAAGGAAAGAUCAAACGUGAUCCAUUUCAAGUGGAAUACGUAUCCGAGAUAGCACAAAAAGAUUUAGGAAGUUUGGAUUGUGGUGUAUUUGUAGUUUUCUAUGUUGAGUAUCUAUGCAAGGGAUUAGGCAUUCCAUCUUUGGGUAUUGAUUCUUAAGAACAUCAUCUGAUAUAUGCUAGUCUUUUGUGCAAGUAUGGAUCUGAAAAAGCAGAGCAUGACUAUUUUAGUGAGAAUGACGAUCCACCAAGGCCAAGGAGAAAGCUUGCACAAAAAGAAACAUACCGUGUUUUGAAUAUUCAGUAGUUGUUUAUUUGUUAUCUAAUUGGAUAUUAAAAGCGUUGAUGAUGUUAGAAACUUUGAUGAUGAAAGUGAUGUUUAGAUAAACAUAUAUUAUUUUCUUUAAUGAUUAAAUACUUAUAUUUUGUCAUCCAUUAUAACGCAAUGCUAAAGCAUUUAAAUAUAUAUUUAUGUUUUUUUAUAUGUUUUUCUUACACUUUUUACAGACAUUGUAUUAGAUACAUAUUUUAAAAUAUUUUACAAUUGUACGUAUCUAAAAUAAAGAAACAUUUAUUACAA